Molecule: messenger RNA, 1224 nt
Organism: Pestalotiopsis fici W106-1
Lineage: Eukaryota; Fungi; Ascomycota; Sordariomycetes; Amphisphaeriales; Sporocadaceae
Exons: 2
Coding region: 1-1224 (407 amino acids)
Biological process (GO): ergosterol biosynthetic process
Cellular component (GO): endoplasmic reticulum
Molecular function (GO): sterol 24-C-methyltransferase activity
Source: RefSeq, a predicted model, not a curated record
AUGGCGACGGCUACAGUUCACCCUCCCCAUCAGGGCAUGCCAAACCUGCCCUCACAACCCAUGGGAGAAACCUCCCCGCGUUCGAGUAAUACCAGUGCCAGCAAUGAGAAGAUAGACAUUGCUGCCACUGCUACUACUCCUGCCUCGCGCAAAUGGUUCUUCAAGCAUCACGAUAAUGCCUUUACUGUGGACCGAUCUGCUUCCCCCAAGCGGAGGAAAACAUUCUGGAAGUCGUUCAAGUAUCUCAGGGACUUGACACCUCAACAAGUGAAUGAUUUCAUGGCAUCUUACGUUAUCUACAACCUCGACUGGAACAAUGAAGCCGAGAUGAUUCAAGCUCUCGGUCUCGACUACCAAAAAAAAGUCGGAGACUGCCUUAGGGCGUAUUAUGGUGUAAUAAAUCAUCUAUGUGCGCUUGGAGAUGUCGAAAAGAUGUACAUCCCACCUCUUAUGGAUAAGCAGGCAUCAGUCCUGGACAAUCAGUUAUUGAACGAGGAGGCCAUUGCAAGGGAGAUUGGACUCAAGGCUGGCGACAAGGUCCUUGAUUUGGGAUGCGGCCGAGGAAGAGUCGCCGCGCACAUGGCCAAGUACAGUGGCGCCAUUGUGACCGGUCUCAACAUUGACCCGAAUCAAAUCGCACAGGCAAGAGAGUUCAACGCUAGCCUGGGUCUGCAAAACGAGUUUGUCGAGCACGACCAGAAUGAUCUGCCGCUUCCCUUUGCAGAUGCCUCUUUUGAUGCAUUCUACGAGAUCCAGGCGUUGAGUUUAUGCAAGGACCCAAAGAAGCUGUUCAAGGAGAUCUUCAGGGUUCUCAAGCCCGGAUCCAAGUUCCUGCUAAUGGACUGGGUGAGCUUGCCCGCCUACGAUCCCACGAACGAGGAGCAUGUCGAGCUCAUGCGACGUGUUAAACCCCUCAUUGGAGCCGUGGGUACUCCUACUCCGGACAGCUUCGAGGCCGCUCUCAAGGACGCUGGCUUCAAAGUCACCACAUCCGACAUUCCCAGCUUGGACGGCAAGCAAGCAGCACUGAUUGACAAGGUGGACAUUUACUUUCGUACCGUGCGGCAAAUGAUUCUCGGAGCUGUAGCCGUGAAGCUGCUGCCCGAGCACUUCAAGACCCUGAUCAACCGGUUAUGUCUAGACGGCCAGGCUUUUGUCAAGAUGGACGCUAUGCGGUUAUGCACAACUGUAUAUCGUGUCGUGGCGGAAAAGCCUGCAGCUUGA